AAUACAAUGAACAGUAUCUUCCACUGUUUGCCAUCCCUACCCAUUGUCAGGGUAUUCAAGCCCACUAAAUGGCAAUGGUGCCUACCCAGGUCUUGCCCUAGGGACUUGGCUCUGCUUGCAGCUGCUUGCCCAGGACCAGCCAUGGCCUUGGGAGAUCCUGUAGUGCUAUGUACGAAGGCAUCAGCCCCCUUCCUGCCACUGAUGCUGUUGCUGCUGCUCCUGCCCAUUCCCCACGAGGUACUAUCAGCUGUGGGCCCCUUCCAUACCUUCUCUGCAGCUGACACCACCUUGACCCACCUGGCUGUGCACCGGGGGACAGGGGAAGUGUUUGUGGGGGCUGUGAACCGGGUAUUCAAGUUGUCCCCAAACCUCACAGAGCUCCGUGCCCACAUUACUGGCCCCAUUGAAGACAAUGCCCGCUGCUAUCCCCCGCCAAGCAUGCGGGUCUGCACCCACCACUUGGUACCCACCGACAACAUCAACAAACUGCUGCUCAUCGACUAUGCCAGUCGGCGCCUGGUGGCCUGUGGCAGCAUCUGGCAGGGCAUCUGCCAGUUUCUUCGCCUCGAUGACCUUUUUAAACUGGGUGAGCCACAUCAUCGCAAGGAACACUAUCUGUCAGGGGCCCAGGAGCCAGACACCAUGGCUGGGGUCAUCGUGGAGCAGGGAUCAGAGCCCAGCAAGCUGUUCAUCGGCACAGCCAUUGAUGGCAAGUCAGAGUACUUCCCCACCCUCAGUUCCCGCAAGCUCAUCCGAGAUGAGGACAGUGCCGACAUGUUCAGCCUGGUGUACCAGGAUGAGUUUGUAUCCUCCCAGAUCAAGAUCCCUUCAGAUACCUUGUCACUGUACCCGGCCUUUGACAUUUACUAUGUGUACGGCUUUGGGAGUGAGUCUUUUGUCUACUUUUUGACACUGCAGCUUGAUACCCAGCAGACCCUCCUAGAUGCAGCUGGCGAGAAAUUUUUUACAUCCAAGAUUGUGCGCAUGUGUGCUGGUGAUUCGGAGUUCUACUCCUAUGUGGAAUUCCCCAUUGGCUGUUCCAGAGACGGCGUGGAGUUCCGCCUGGUACAGAGUGCCCACUUGGCAAAGCCUGGCCCCCGACUGGCCCAGACACUGGGGGUGUCAGAGGAUGAGGAUGUGCUCUUUACCAUCUUCUCCCAGGGUCAGAAGAACCGUGCUAGCCCACCCCGCCAGACACUCCUUUGCCUCUUUACUCUCAGGGACAUCAAUGCCCACAUUCGGCGCCGCAUCCAGUCCUGCUACCGUGGAGAGGGCAAACUGUCUCUGCCCUGGCUGCUGAAUAAGGAACUUCCCUGUAUCAAUACACCCAUGCAGAUAAAUGGGAACUUCUGUGGCCUGGUCCUGAACCAGCCCUUGGGCGGGCUACAGGUGAUUGAAGGGCUGCCUCUGCUCGAGGACAGAUCAGAUGGGAUGGCCAGUGUGGCCGCCUACACCUACCGCCAGCAUUCGGUCGUCUUCAUUGGCACCCGCAACGGCAACCUCAAGAAGGUUCGUGUAGAUGGCAUCCAUGAUGCCCAUCUGUAUGAGACAGUGCCUGUGGCAGAGGGGAGACCCAUUCUCCGAGAUCUUCUGUUUAGCCCAGACCAUCAAUACAUCUACCUCCUGAGUGACAAGCAGGUGAGCCAGGUCCCCGUGGAGACGUGUGAGCAGUAUCUUCACUGUGGGGCGUGCCUGGGCUCUGGGGAUCCCCACUGUGGCUGGUGUGUGCUUCAUAACAAAUGCUGCCGGGAGGGGGAGUGCCCUCGGGCUUGGGAGCCACACCGAUUCACCGAGGUGCUCAGUGAGUGCGUCCAUGUGUCAGUGCAGCCCAACAAUGUGUCUGUCACUGUGCCUGAGGUGCAGGUAACUUUGUUGGUACAGAAUGUGCCCGACCUGACUGGGGGAGUGAGCUGUUCCUUUGAGGCCAUGGCUGAGAACGAGGCAUCCUUGCUGGCCCCAGGACAGCUACAGUGCCUCUCCCCCUCCUUGCGAGACAUCCCUGCCAUCACUGGUGGGCAUGGUGCCACUUCUACUGUCCAGCUCUACCUACACUCCAAAGAGACCGGCUUGAAGUUUGCCCAGGCUGAUUUUGUCUUCUACAACUGCAGCACCUUCCAGUCGUGUUUGUCAUGUGUCAGCAGCCCCUACCCCUGUCACUGGUGUAAGUACCGCCACAUGUGCACAGACAACGCCAGGGAGUGCUCUUUUCAGGAGGGCCGGGUGAAUACUACUGAGGGCUGCCCAGAGAUUCUGCCCAGUGGGGAGAUCUUGAUCCCAGUGGGUGUGGUUCAGCCACUCACGCUUCGAGCCAAGAACCUGCCCCAGCCCCAGUCAGGGCAGAAGAAUUAUGAAUGUGUGUUCCGCAUCCAGGGCAGGCAGCAGAGGGUGCCUGCCAUCCGCUUCAACAGCAGCAGCGUACAGUGCCAGAACACCUCGUAUUCCUAUGAGGGAGAUGCACAGGGAGCUGUGGCAUUAGAUUUCUCUGUGGUCUGGGAUGGUGACUUCUACAUCGACAAGCCAGACAACUUCAAAGCCCUGUUGUAUAAGUGCUGGGCCCAGAGGGAGAGCUGUGGUUUGUGUCUGAAGGCUGACCCCCGCUUUGAGUGUGGCUGGUGCAUUUCGGAAAAGAAGUGUCAAUUGCGGGCCCACUGUCCUAUGCCCAAGGGCAACUGGAUGCACCCGAGCAAGAGGAACCCACGAUGCAGCCAUCCACGCAUCACCAAGAUCUAUCCUGUGAAGGGCCCCAAGGAAGGGGGCACGCAGGUGACUGUGUUGGGGGAGAACCUAGGCCUGACAUACCAUGAAGUUGGUGUGCGAGUAGCAGGCGUUCGCUGCAAUUCCAUCCCUGCUGCAUAUAUUAGUGCUGAGCGGAUAGUGUGUGAGAUGGAGGAGUCUCUGGUGCCCAGCCCUCUGCCAGGGCCUGUGGAGCUGUGUGUGGGCGACUGCUCUGCUGACUACCGGACCCAGUCAGAGCAGCUAUACACCUUCGUGACCCCAACUUUUGACCAAGUGAACCCCACCCAAGGGCCAGCUUCUGGGGGCACCCAGCUCACUAUCUCUGGCAGCCACUUGGAUGCAGGCAGCAGUGUGGCUGUGGCUGUGAGGAACAGAGAGUGCCAGUUUGUGAGGAGAAGUGCCAAGGAAAUCCUGUGCAUCUCCCCCAGCUCAGGCUUGGGCCCUGGCGAAGCUGCCAUCACCGUCUGCAUUGACCGUGCUAACAUCUCCACCCCAGCCGUGCUCUACACUUACACUCAGGAUCCCACCAUUACCCUCCUGGAGCCAGCCUGGAGCAUCUUUAAUGGCAGUACGACCAUCACUGUAACGGGAACCCAUCUGCUGACAGUCCAGGAGCCGCGAGUUCGAGCCAAGUACCGUGGCAUUGAGACAAUUAAUACCUGCCGAGUGCUCAAUGACACUGUCAUGCUCUGCAAGGCCCCGGGCAUCUUCUAUGGGCAUUCUCACCCACCCUCUGAAGGAGAGCAUCCAGAUGAGUUUGGCUUCCUAAUGGAUCAUGUGCAGGCUACUCGGACCCUGGACCGUUCAGCCUUCACCUACUACCCCAAUCCCAGCUUUGAGCCCCUUGGCCCCACUGGCAUCUUGGACAUCAAGCCGGGCUCCCAUAUCAUUCUCAAGGGAAAGAACCUCAUUCCAGUGGCAUCAGGCAGCUCCCGGCUCAACUACACUGUGCUGAUUGGGGGCCAGCCAUGUGCACUCACUGUCUCUGACACUCAGCUUCUCUGUGAUUCGCCGACCCAGACUGGCAAGCAGCCUGUCAUGAUCCUGGUGGGGGGCCUGGAGUUCUGGCCAGGGACACUGCACAUCUAUGCAGAACGGGCGCUGACCCUACCAGCCAUGGCUGGCCUCGGAGCAGGUGGUGGGCUGCUGCUUCUUGCCAUUGGGGCUGUCCUCAUUGCCUACAAACGCAAGACCCGAGAUGCUGACCGAACCCUCAAGCGGCUGCAGUUACAAAUGGACAACCUGGAGUCUCGCGUGGCCCUGGAGUGCAAGGAAGCCUUUGCUGAGCUUCAGACAGAUAUCAAUGAACUGACCAAUAAUAUGGAUGGGGUCAAGAUCCCCUUCCUGGAUUAUAAAACCUACGCCAUGCGAGUGUUGUUCCCCGGAAUUGAAGAGCACCCUGUACUCAAAGAAUUGGAUACCCCUCCCAACAUGGAGAAGGCGCUACACCUGUUUGGGCAGCUGCUGCACAGUCGUGCCUUUGUGCUGACCUUCAUCCACACCCUGGAGGCCCAGAGGAGCUUCUCAAUGCGUGACCGAGGCAACGUGGCCUCCCUCACCAUGGUGGCACUGCAGGGCCGAAUGGACUAUGCCACUGGCCUCCUCAAGCAGCUGCUUGCUGACCUCAUCGAGAAGAACCUGGAGAGCAAGAACCACCCCAAGCUGCUGCUGCGGAGGACAGAAUCAGUAGCAGAAAAGAUGUUGACCAACUGGUUCACAUUCCUGCUGCACCGCUUCCUAAAGGAAUGUGCAGGGGAACCCCUCUUCAUGCUCUUCUGUGCCAUCAAGCAGCAGAUGGAGAAGGGGCCCAUCGACGCCAUCACAGGGGAAGCCCGGUAUUCCCUGAGUGAGGACAAACUCAUCCGCCAGCAGAUUGACUACAAGAUGCUGACCCUGCACUGUGUGUGUCCUGAGAGUGAGGGCAACGUAGAGGUCCCUGUGAAAGUUCUCAACUGUGACACCAUCACUCAGGCCAAGGACAAGCUGCUGGACACCGUGUACAAGGGCAUUCCUUACUCCCAGCGCCCCAAGGCAGAUGACAUGGACUUAGAAUGGCGUCAGGGUCGGGUGACCCGGAUCAUUCUGCAGGAUGAGGAUGUUACCACCAAGAUUGAGUGCGACUGGAAGAGACUCAACUCCUUGGCACAUUACCAGGUGACAGAUGGCUCCUCAGUUGCGCUGGUACCCAAGCAAGUGUCUGCCUACAACAUCGCUAACUCCUUCACCUUCACCCGUUCCCUCAGCCGCUAUGAAAGCUUGCUCCGCACCUCCAGUAGUCCAGACAGUCUCCGCUCUCGGGCACCCAUGAUCACACCUGACCAGGAGACAGGCACAAAGCUGUGGCACCUGGUCAAAAACCAUGACCACGCCGAUCAUAGGGAGGGUGACCGGGGCAGCAAGAUGGUAUCUGAGAUCUACCUGACGCGGCUGCUGGCAACCAAGGGUACCCUGCAGAAGUUUGUAGAUGACCUCUUUGAGACAGUGUUCAGCACUGCCCACCGGGGCUCAGCCUUGCCACUUGCCAUCAAGUACAUGUUCGACUUCCUGGAUGAGCAGGCAGACCGGCAGCAGAUAGCUGACCCUGAUGUGCGACACACUUGGAAAAGCAAUUGCCUCCCUCUCCGCUUCUGGGUGAACGUCCUCAAGAACCCGCAGUUUGUGUUCGACAUUCACAAGAACAGUAUCACAGAUGCCUGCCUGUCGGUGGUGGCCCAGACAUUCAUGGACUCAUGCUCCACCUCUGAGCACCGGCUGGGCAAGGAUUCACCUUCCAACAAGCUCCUCUAUGCCAAGGAUAUCCCCAACUACAAGACCUGGGUGGAGAGGUACUAUCGGGAUAUCUCAAAGAUGGCAUCAAUCAGCGACCAAGAUAUGGAUGCCUACCUCGUGGAACAGUCCCGCCUCCACGCCAAUGACUUCAACACCCUCAGUGCCCUCAGCGAGCUCUACUUCUACAUCAACAAAUAUCGGGAAGAGAUCCUCACUGCCCUGGACCGAGAUGUUGGCUGCCGAAAGCAGAAGCUGCGCCUCAAGUUGGAGCAGGUCAUCAGCCUGGUGUCCAGCAACAGCUGAGGGCUGAGAGGCUGGGGAGGGGAACCCAGCAACCCGCCCUCCCUUCUCUCUGCUUCCUCCCCCCACAACCCAUCCCCCUUCUCAGCUCCCCACAGACACAGCUCAUCGCCCUUCUCUGCCUCCCCCCGGGGGGUAGGGGGCCUUUAUCUCUACUUACCACCAGGGGAGACUACAGAUGGACAGGCCUCCCCUCACCCCCCAACAGAGGUAGAAGGGGGAGACAGGCUGGGCACAUCUGGGUAGACCUGCGCACACACCCCCAUAGAAACCAAAGGGGGGGGACAGUGUCUAACUCUGGCCUCAUGGAGGGGAGAGUCUUUACUUAGUGCCUUUCUUUUUUGGGGGGUGGGGAGCCAACACUAUUCAGUCAGGCCCCCCACAGCCAACAGCAAUACCCCCAGAGAUGGACCCCCAAUUCUCCCACCUCCCUCUAAGCUCUGAUCUCUGCCCUACCCCCUUUUGUGUGUGCUAUCCCAGGUGUUCAACAGAACCUAUCCUCAGCCUGUAUUUAUAACUCCCCCCCCCCACAAAGCCCUGACUUGGCCUAUUUAUUUAAUUUUAACACCCCCCUCCCAUCUCUGUAAAUAUUCUUCCUGCCUGAGGGUGGCUAGUGUUGUGCCCUGUGGAGAUGCUCAGCCAGGGGCCAUGGCCCCCAUUCCUUCCCUUUUCCUAGACCUGUUCUCAGGCCUUCCUGGCCCCUCUUGCUUUGUUCCUGGGACUGUCACCUCAGGAGCUCCUGUUUGUAUAUGUGUGUGUGUGCACAUGUAUGGUGGUCAUGGGGCUAGCAGCUUUCAUAGCCUCUUACCAGUCUGGAAGGUGGUAGCAAGGGCCCUGGCUUUAGGCUUUCCCCUUCCACCUGGGGUGCAGUGGAAGGAGCCCUGGAAUGGGAGUGGGAAGACCUUGGACCUAGUCCUUUCCCUCAGGACCUCAGUUUCCUCAUCAAAGGAUUUCGUAGAUGGUCUUUAAGGGCCCUCUCAGCUCUGCCAGCAUAGUUCAACAAGCCCGUUCCCCCACAUCUCAGUCUGCCAGGCAGCCAUCCUCCUCUCUGCACCCAGCAAAGCAAUAACAAGGGUUUACCUGGUGCCACCUCCCCAGCCAGUGACCCCUGCCCCCACUUCUGUGGGCCCAGGGUCAGUGCCACCUUUCCCUCACAGUGGCAGUGCCUUUCACCUGCCUUCGUAAACCUGCCAAUGCAGCCACACAGUGGUAUAUCUAGACAUCCCUGCAUAUUCACAUCUGUGGCUGGGGAAAGAGAGGCAUGAACACCUGGGCUGGGAGAGAGGGUUGUCAUCUUAUAGAGGCCGUGCCUUAUUCCUUAAUUUAUUCUAUACACUGCCCCAAAGUGUAGACAUUUUCUGUACAAAGCCAAGCAACUGGCCUGCCCUGUAAAUAAGUGUACCCCACAGUCUGAUCGUCCUUUGUCUCUCUUCUCAUUCACCCUCCCCCAUUCCUAGCCGCAUGAGCUUUUUAUUUUUUUCAUUUUGUAAUUAUUUUCUUUUGCUAAUUAAAAUGCCUGGAAAAGAA
Messenger RNA from Phascolarctos cinereus (koala), 7332 nucleotides. Lineage: Eukaryota; Metazoa; Chordata; Mammalia; Diprotodontia; Phascolarctidae. The record is from RefSeq and is a predicted model, not a curated record.